AACUGGCGAGAUAGCCAGAGGAUGUAUGAAACUGAGGGUGGGCCACAAGCGGUCACGGGGGGAGGCGACGGCGACUUUGGCAGGAGAGGCGGCCAGCGGCCAGGCCGGCAAAGGCUCUGUGGGGGCGGCCUGGGGCGCGCCGGAACAACAGCCAGGUGCUCGAGGGCAUCGCCAGGCAAGGGGUGGCUUCUUGGUGCCCUCUGCGCUUGGCGGUUUCCCCACAGACGUGUUGAGAGCGGGCCGGGGGACAUCCUGGGGCGGGGAAUGCGUGGGGCCGGCCGGCUUCCUUGAUCAGAGGACUGUUCCCUCCCCUAGGGCUCCUCUUCUCUGGAAACAGCCCCAGGCCACCCAGUGCGGCUGGGGGGGACAGGAGCCCAGGUCCCCCCGGCCCUGGCCCCGCACCUCCCCACUCCCCCAACGUAGGACUGGCUCAGACCCCCCCCGGGCCCAGACCCGGACCCGGGUCCCUUCACGCCUCGCCCAGCGUUUCCCCUCACGCUGCAUCAGCUCUGGGGGAGGGUCUUGGGGCAGGAGCCAUUCCGGUGAGAAGGGCCCAGUGGAUCUGGCACCGGGCCAGGAGCGCCUCGUGGCUGCCAAAACCGCCGGUGCCCUUUUGUGCCGCAUCGACAGCAGCGCGUCAGGAUCACAGCAAGGGACGGACAGCACUGCUCUCCGCUGCGCUGGUCGGACCCCGCCUGGGACCCCGCGCCCAGUUCUGGCCACCGCAACACAGAGAGGAUGCUGCUCAACGUGAAGGAGGCAAAACCGUACAAAAAGGACCUUGGUGCGCUUAGCCUGAAGAAGAGAAGGCUAAGGGGUCUUCCGAUGCAGGAAGGGGGUGCCCCAGGCCAGAGGGCAUGGGUCUGUUCUCCACUGCCUGCGAGAGGAGGGCAAGGGCCGGCAGGUGGGAGCUUCACAGAGGGAGAUCCAAGCUUGAAAAAAGCAGGAACGCCCUGACCUGUCCUGUCCUGUCCGUUGGCGCAGUUAAGCUUUUAUUCCACCACGCGGCCUCCCUGCUGGGGUCACUGGGGCUCCCUCACCGGAGCCUUCCGGCCAAAGACUGGACAGCCCUUGGCCCGGGAUGGCCCGAGGAUCCCCCCCCCCCGGCACAGGACCCUUGGAGUCCUGUGAUUCUAUUAUUCCAGCGUUGCUCACCCUCGGCGGCUUGGAGAUGUGCGGACUUCGGCUCCCAGAAUUCCCCAG
Python bivittatus (Burmese python) is the source of this 1203-nucleotide messenger RNA. Lineage: Eukaryota; Metazoa; Chordata; Lepidosauria; Squamata; Pythonidae. The record is from RefSeq and is a predicted model, not a curated record.